AUGACAGAAUACAUUUUUAAAGAAUCAUUGAUUUCAGAUGAUAUUCAAAGAGAAUUACCACAAGGUUAUAAGUUAAGACCUCUCGCAAAAGAUGAUUUUAAAAAAGGGGUUAUUCAAUGCUUGGAACAACUUUCGGUUACUGGUGAAGUAAAUGAAGAAAAUUUUAUUGAACGAUUCGAAAGAAUGAAAACCGUAGGAGGAUAUUAUAUAAUUGUUAUUGAAAGUGAUGAAAAAAAAGUUGUGGCAAUUGGAACUUUAUUUGUUGAGAUGAAAUUCAUACGAGGUUGUGGAAAAGCUGGUCAUAUCGAGGAUAUUGUCGUACAUGAUUCUCAAAGAGGAAAGAAUUUUGGAAAAAGGAUCAUCGAGCAACUUAAAGAUAUUGGUAAAAAAGUUGAAUGUUACAAGAUUAUCCUGGACUGUAACGAAAAGAAUGUUCCUUUCUAUAGGAAAUGUGGUUUAGAAACUAAGGAUUUGCAAAUGACAUAUUAUUAUGAUAAGGAAACGAAAAAUCAGAAUUGA
Messenger RNA from Dentiscutata erythropus, 519 nucleotides. The record is from the annotation of a GenBank genome assembly. NCBI's taxonomy places the organism in Eukaryota, Fungi, Glomeromycota, Glomeromycetes, Diversisporales, Gigasporaceae.